AUGCAACGUGGUUUGAGGUCCUCUGAAGUUUCCAAGAUGCUCAGGACCUUUUUGGGUACCAACAGUGAUGUCAGGCCUGAUUCGGAUGAGAUUGUAUCAAGCCACAGCUUGAAGGCCACCUUGCUUGCAUGGGCAGCACGUUUUGGCAUGACCCCCCAGACAAGGUCGCUUUUGGGUCGCCACACGUCAUGCCUCAAUGAAACAUUUGCCAUCUAUUCCAGGGAUUUGGCCUGCGCCCCAGUUGCUGAGCUCCAGAGAAUGAUCGAUGCCAUUCAUGAUGGUUCAUUCUCACCGGAUGGUGAGCGGUCCACAUUUUUCAGGGCCAAUGCGGAUGAUGCGGAAAAAGACAAAGAGGUACAAGUGAAACUUGAGGGCCCUGGUGAUGGUGAUUUUAUUUUGAUUUCAGAUUCCGAAUGCAAUGGACCAGUUGGCAGUGGCGAAUCUGCAGUUGACAAAACUGUGGAACCCCCUGGGGGUGAGCUGGGUGUGGACAGCUCAGAGUCGGACUCUAGCAGCAGUGCACAGUUCGACCUCCGGUUGGAACAGGUGAAAGUCCCCGUUCAGUUACAGCAGGCCUUGAAGACGGCGGGUGUCAACACGAUUUCAUCACUAGCAUAUGCACAUGGCCAACCAGGACAGCCAAUUGUCGCAGCCGACUUUGAGGCAUGGGUUAGGCAACCCGACCCAUCCGCAACAGUUGGUGGAGUCUCGUCAUUGAAGAGACUGCUAUUUGAGAGUCAAACGCAGCUUCUGGCAAUUUUGAAAGAGCAAGUCAUGAACCCAGAGCCAAGUGUUGCAAGAAAGGUCCCGCCAGCUGAACGGGAGACACGGCUUGCAAAUCUCAAGACUCGUCUCGUCGGAGUCCUUGUCGAAGGCCAUGCUGAACCAAGCCACUCCCUUUUGGAUGCUGCGACCCAAUUGUAUGACCAAAAUGUCCUGAGGUUCAUCCCUUUGGAAAAAUGCUACAGUCGGUUGACGGAGCUGUCGUUCACCAACAAACCGCAGUCAAAGCUGUUGGAGGUCGAAUCAUCAAAGGUGGUGAUCCGUGACAAAGACGCAGAUUUUGAAGCGAAUGUGCAGUCCUCAUACCAGGCAUUGGAGGCCUUCAAGAGACGUGGUUUAGCCCUAGAUUUUGCCAAUGUGAUGACCUUUACAUGCCAUGACAAAUAUGUCCAGCUUUUGUUUGCUCACUUGAAUAGGGAGCCACCCGCAGGCUACAACAGGUGCAGUGUAUCACAGCUCCUUGCUGCCGACAAAGCAGCUUGGUGUUCCCUCAUUGAGAAAAAUGUGAAACCCAGACCGGACGCAGCGGGUGUGUUGGCCUUGGAUGAAAAACUGGAGGAAGCGCUCAAGUCCUAUGAGGUCAGCUUCACAUUACUUCCUAUGGUAGCAAAGGCUGCAUCUGCCAAGGCAUCGCCACCAACACCACAACCUGCGGCACCGAGGCCACAGCAGCCACCCCCGAUGAAGGGUGGCAAAAAGGGGCAGAACCGAUUCCGCCCAUAUGGCAAAGGAAAAGGAAAAUCAAAAACCAAGUUUGAUUCCAGAGUCCCAAGUGAGAUACGUGCUGCAGGUGGUACUGCCUCAACGCCAGAUGGGGACCCAAUUUGUUUUGACUACUCCCUCAAGAAGUGCAAAGAGACCGUGACCGAUGGCCGUUGCCGAAAAGGCUACCAUGUAUGCUGUAUUUGCUAUGGACACCAUUGCAUGUUGGACCAUAAGAAGGAUGGCUCUUCCAUCCAUUCUUUGCAGAUGAUUUCCAGCGAUACUCUCAACCCAGCAGCCAAAGGGAUUGUCUUUGUCACCAUGACCUCUAUGCGGAAACUUCUGAAGUUGGAAACAACCAAUCCGUGUGUUGCCAUUGUGAAGGGCUUCCAAAUCCAGCAGCUGAUUAAGUGGGGAUUUGAGAAGACAAAGCUUCAGCAGGCCAUUUUGGUGCUGAAAGAUUCCUGCACCAUGGUUGUUGAGCCUAGAGCCGUGACCUUGGUGAAUUUGUGUGACGACCCCGCUUGCUUCAUCUUCAAGAAUGAAGAAGGCUGUGAGAUCACAGUUCCUGAUCUGCAAUCAGUUCAUGUCAUCUUCGAGAUUCGGAAGGCAACGACCUCAGAUGAUUUCUGGCGAGCUUUCUCUGAUUCCUCUGCUUUCUCUAGAUACACGUCCCAGAUCAUUGAGAAAGAAGACCCUGAAGGUGAGACAACAUUCUUCCCCACGGUGCCCAGAGAAGGAUAUGUCUUCAGGCGGGCCCUCAUACCAGCCCACAUUCGUGAUCAAGUGUAUGCGCAUUCUGGCUUCAAAGGGAUUACAGUGAAGUCUCUCCGGCAGACCAAUUCACCACAUGAAGAUGGCUUGGAACUGAUUAGGGUCCCUGAAACAGGGAAAUCUCUUCACGAAAUCUGGCACCAGGGACACACGAAGACUGGAUGGCUAGGAGCCUUCUCCUCAGCAAAGGCAACUUACAUCAGAAGCACAGAUGCCAAAUUGUCCGAGAUGCGAGCGUUUUGGCUCCCUGAUGACCCGAGAUGGACUGCCAACAAUCGAGACUUGAAGCUGACCAAGUUCUUCAAAGUCCAAGGGUUCGUUGUGGCGAUACAGGCGAACGACGCUACCAAGAUCAUGCAUGAGAAAGGAUGGAACAUGGUCGUGCUUCGAACCUUUCAGAACGCCGAAUUGUCAACCCUGGUAGUUGGAUCAAAUUCAGAUCCGCCACAAUUGCGAUUCACUACCAAUUUGGGAUCCUUGCUCAUCACACCCCUAGAAGCACAGGAUCGCGGACAGAUUGCUAGGCAGAAGUUUGCGAAAGAUCAGAGUCUUGCCAAGGCAGGCACUGCCGAAAAGAAGGGUGACACUACCCCCUCAACGGCAUCAUCAAGUUCCAAUCUCGCAGCGGGUGAUCCUUGGGCAUCUGCAGCCCAUGCCAACACAAGUAAUCGGAUUGAUGCUAUGGAAAAGAAGUUUGUGACCCUCAGCGCGCAGGUAGAAAAGCUGGAAAAGGGCCAAGAAACCACGAAAGAGCAGAUUAGCACCUUGAAAGCCAGCCAGGAUUCGGGAUUUAAACAACUUCUUGAUGCCAUUGCUGAUCUGAAGCUUUCGAAACCAGGUGAGUCUUUGAGCUCAACCCCGGUUCCAUCCCCAGCGCCAAAGGGCUUGCCAGCCCCCGCCAAAUCUGAACGAGAACAGCCCGACUUGGUGGCAAAAGUUUUUCGUCAAGCCCGACAGAUCAAACCUUAUGCCAUUCGAACUUCCUCUGGCGCUCCAGCGGUUCUGGCCGCUGUCGUUCGGGAAUUGGAAUGGGAAUGGGCCGACGGUUUGUCCUUCAAACGGCCGGGCGAUACAGACUUCAAACUCCUCUAUGGCAGCAACAAAUUUUUCGACGAUGACUUGGAACGAUCCGUCAGGCGGCUCGACCAAAGUUCACAAAGAGCCGAGCUGGGAGCGAUCUUGCUGGCGUUAAAGACCUUACCACACCUGAAGGCCAAAGCCUCUGCUGGGAGUGGAUUCGUUCACCUAGCUGUGCAGGAGUUUUCUGUGCGCCUCCAUGUGGAACUUGCAGCCGGGCGAGAGGCAUACCAGUCACCUUGCCGAAUGGCCUUCCCAGACGGCCUUGCUUCCAUGAGUUACCUUAAUAGGUGUCGGGUCAAAUCAGCCAAUGCCCUUUACCAAUUUAUCACCGAGGUAGUUCAGUUUUGCCUGAACCAUGACAUGGUAGUUGUCAUUGAAAACCCGCGCUCAUCCUUGUACUGGCGAACUUCCUUUUUCGCACCAAUUCGAAAAUGCCUAAAGUUUACAGCUCAUCAAGCUUGCGCUUACGGCUCGGAGCGUCCUAAAUGGACGGUCCUGGCUCACAAUACAACUACACUGCAUGAGGUUUGUAAAACAUGCCCCGGACUUAGCCGGACCCACAAGCAUAAACCGUGGGGUGUCUCAGUAGGCCCCGAUGCCUCACGGAAGUUUUCUACAUCCGAAGAGACAGCUUACCCCAUGUUGCUUGCAUAUACCAUGGCGUAUGCCAUUGCCCAGCACCUGAUGCACAAGGGUUGGCAGCCGCCACCAGCGCAACUGACACCCCCGGACAGAGUGUCUUUUCAAUACUUGCGUGCAAUCGCUGGCUCCCAACCCAAAGCUAGCAAGCUACCACCAUUGCUGUCUGAGUUUGAGUCCAUCAUCCGUGUCCCGGUGUCCCUGUCCAGUCCCCAGGUCGAAAUUGGUCAAGUCCUGCAGCAGCCCUUUGCCAGUGUCCCUGCCGGAGCCAGACUCCUCAAACGGCCGCCUUUACGGUUAAAUGGGGAUAGUAAUGACUGUAAGAUUGGCCCAGUAAACCUUGACUGUGGGGAUAACCUUAAGGAUGAUAACACCCAUUGGGCUUACUUUGGGGUUUACCGAUCUUGUGAAGCCUUUGUUGAAGCUGCAGUAGAGGCUGGACACCCUGUCUCGAAAGCCAAUCGCCUUCCCUUGGUGUUGCAAGAAGCUGUCGAUGCCAUUGCCGCUAAACCAGUUUUUCAGCUUGCGAAGGAAAGACACGCCACCUUGUCUUAUUGGCUUGAAAGGGCAAAGGCCCUGAACCCAGCGGAGAGUUGUUUGCACAGCAGCCUUCCUGAAGCCCUCGGUAGGAUACUCGCCCCGAAGAGGUUACUGUUGUGGAAAGAGAUGCUCAUCCAUUACGGUUACCCAGAUGUAGAAGUAUAUGACGAAGUCGUGACUGGUAUCCACCUGGCCGGGACCGCGCCUACGGUUCCAUCCUUUGACCCUUGCUUCAAGCCCGCGAAAGUCUCAACAAAAGAGCUAGCUGAUUCUGCCAGAGCAUCCCGUGGAGCAAUGCUGUCAUCAAUCCGCUCUUAG
Molecule: messenger RNA, 4836 nt
Organism: Cladocopium goreaui
Lineage: Eukaryota; Dinophyceae; Suessiales; Symbiodiniaceae
Source: the annotation of a GenBank genome assembly